Messenger RNA from Panonychus citri (citrus red mite), 1661 nucleotides. RefSeq lists its product as uncharacterized. Lineage: Eukaryota; Metazoa; Arthropoda; Arachnida; Trombidiformes; Tetranychidae. The coding region runs from base 271 to 1635 and encodes 454 amino acids. The transcript is spliced from 2 exons. The record is from RefSeq and is a predicted model, not a curated record.
AUCUAUUACAAUCUCUGUGAAAUGAAAUGAUCAGCAAAUUUUAAUCUAUUGCGUGAAUGAUAAACUCUAUACACCGGAAACAAUAAUAGAAAAUUAUGACUGUGAUUGAAAGAGAAGGAAAAAAAAUAUAAAAUUCAUUUAUUAAUAGUUCAAUUCGACUCCUCCAGUUUGCCUGAAUCAAAAGGAGAGAAAAGAAAAUGAUAUUUGUAUCAAUCAGCGAGGAAUUAAAUUUAUUGGAAUUAAACCAACUAAGGACGAAGGAAUAAUGUCAUGAAGUGUGUUCAAGUUUUCUCUCUAAUUGGCUGUUCUUACCAACUAAUUAGUCUUUUUGUCAAUUUUUUUCGAUUUGAUGUUAUCUCGGUGAUAGAGUUUACAUUUCCAGAGGAAAUAAUAGUUCCCGAUGUUACCCUAUGUACAGAAUUAGUUCAUUCCGUAAAUUAUGAGACCUUUUAUUUAAAUCAUUCGUCAUUGAUCCCAUCUAAUUGUUCCCAUGUAAACAAUAGUAAUCAACUUCGUCAUUGUAUUCAAUCAAAUUUUGGAACGGUUCGAUUUGCUUCAUGGAUUGGUGAAAACUUUAAUGUAAAAACGUUCUAUUCUAAAUUGGCAAUCAAACCGGAACAACUUUUCACGAAUAUUAGUUUCGCGAGAAAAUCAUUGAGUCAAUCGAAUGUUCUGAAAGAGGGAAUUUGUACCAUCACACCUUAUAUUCGAGAUCCACUGUUAUGUUACACGAUUAAUUGUAAAAAUCGAACCAAUCAUUUGAUACUAAAUCAGAAUGAUUUAAAAGAAGCACCAAAUCUAGGAGCAAUUUACCUACUGCUUAUUAAUCAAUCGUUUUUUAACCAAUGGAACAAGACUUCAAUCUACUUUACACAACCGGGAAUUUUGCCCCGAGGGUUUGAAUUUUCGCAAAAAUUACUCGAUUCAAAGCCUUUUGAACCAAUUUUGUUCUUUGUUAGUUACUUAAGGAUCUACGUUAAGUUACGACCAUUUCCUUACCAAUCGAACUGUUUAAAUUACUCCAAGUUAUAUGGUGUCUCUCAUCGGAACGAAAGAUUCGAGAAUUGUCUUAAUGAUGAAACUUCCAAGAAAUUUGAGUCCAUCACUUAUUCAACAUUUAUCGAUGUUCAAUCUAAUCUAUCAUUCUCCAAUCAUCUUCGCUCUAAGCUUACUUUUAAACAGGAAUUCACGAAGAUCGAAGCUGAAUGUGCUACUAGGAUUAUCCACCCUGAAUGUGUCUCGAACUAUUUGAUACCGAUUAAUGUUGGUCGCGAAUUAUUCAAUAGAAAAUCCAAUUACAGCGGUUUCGUAAUAAUGGCCCCAAGUUAUCCAGAUCUUAGGAAAAAAACUAAACCUCGAAUUUCAUAUGAGGAUCUUUUUAUCUCCAGUGGGUCAAUAUUGAGUUUCUGGUUGGGUUUCAAUAUUCUUCAUCAUGUUGGUCAGUUUCUUUCGACGGAGAAAAGUUCAGGAAAGAUCGAAAACAAUUUGAAAAAGUCUAAAUUUCGAGCUAAAAUUGGGCGUCGAAAAAAGUUAUCGGGAAAAUGGAUUAACCAUCGAUUGGAUCAGCAAUGUAACUUGAAGGAUCAAGAAAAAUUCAGAGCUCUCAGAUCAUCAAUCCCAAAACUGAAUUGUUGAUUAGUUGUAAUUAAACUAAUCAAUUG